This is a messenger RNA of Bemisia tabaci, 10200 nucleotides long. Its product is annotated as bone morphogenetic protein 1. NCBI's taxonomy places the organism in Eukaryota, Metazoa, Arthropoda, Insecta, Hemiptera, Aleyrodidae. Gene Ontology annotation, cellular component: plasma membrane. The record is from RefSeq and is a predicted model, not a curated record. Gene Ontology annotation, molecular function: protein binding.
CCCAUGCUCAGCGAAGCUCGUCUCGGGUCUACGGUCGCCUCCUCGCCAUCCCGCUGCCAUUCCGCGAGUUUAGAGCCCUCCUGUCCAGACGCGCCCUGCUCUGCGCUUCCCUCCGUUCGGGGCCCCGCUAUGUGAUGCCACCCAUGCCAUCGCCUCUGCCGUCCCCCAUCGACGGCGACAUGCCCCCAGAGUGCAGCGCCGCUCGCGUGUCUUGACCCCCGUGCCCGACUGCCCGACCUCCGUCUUCGUCUUCGUCUCCGUUUCCGUGUGUGUCUGUGUCAGUCUUGUGCUUCUCACUCACCUUCCUCCUACUCAUCCUCGACAAAACAUGCCAGCACUGAGGUGAGGUUGGAUCUUCGUUCUAACCAAAACGCUCGUUCACUGCCGAUAUGGACACAGUAUGGCCCAAGACAACCGGUGCUCCUCGGGAAGAAGUCUGGCCGUGCUGUUGUCGUUAUGUUUUUUCCAAUUCCAGUCUGCCUUUUCUGGGGCCGGAGAGGAGCCGCUAGUAGAUUCCGCCUUGCGUCCAAAGUGUGACUCGCAGUUCGUGAGUGUUGCCGGGGGACCAACGAACGGGACCUUCACAGCGCCCGUCUUCGAGAACUCCGGCGGACAGUCUGUUCAGUGUGUUUACACCUUCGUAGCAGCACCUAAUCAACGGGUAGAAGUUGUUUUCACUGCCUUCAAUCUCCGUGGCACUCCUCCGGAUGGCUGGGCUAUCGGCAACCUACAUGCGUGCAUUCACGAGUAUUUGGACGUUUAUUCAGAGGUCCUGCAGGCAGAAGCUAAAGACCUCGUCAACUCGCCGUUUGGAGGCCGUUACUGUGGAGAUAUUGCCCCCCGUCGGCGCAUUUCUCUUUACCGUUCGGUUGCUCUUAGUUUCCACACUGACAAAAACUUCACUACUGCCGACCUUUUCGCCGGAAGAUACACUUUUUUUAAUGACACCGAAUAUCAAAUUGGUAAUUUAACUGGUAGCUCCCCAUGCAGUUUUGAAAUCCAUGCUGAAGCCAAAAGACAGGGAACUAUAAUUUCACCCACAUACCCUGGUGUCUAUCCAAAAGACCUUUAUUGUAGCUACCUUUUCCUUGGGAAAAAAGGCCAGAGAAUUCGACUCGAGUUUCGAGAUUUUGACUUAUUUUAUGGAGGACCUCACUGUCCUUUUGAUGUAGUUAAAAUUUAUGAUGGGCGAACAAAUGAUUCAGCAAUAAUUGGAACAUAUUGUGGCCAACAGCGCAACCUGUACAUUUAUUCCUCUGACAACGAAGUUUUAGUCACCUUUGAAACCCUGCAAAGAACUGCCAAUACACAAAACAGAGGGUUCAAAGGAAUUUUUGAGUUUAGUGAAAGUUUUGUAAAAUUAGAUUUUAUCGUUAAAAAUGAUGGUGAACACAUUCGUGGUACUGAAUGUGAUCAAAAAAUUCUGAGCAAGAAAGGAUCUAACGGCUUUGUGUACAGCCCCAAUUAUCCUUAUCCGUAUCAUCCAAAAAUUGUAUGCCGGUACUUUAUUUACGGUAUGCAGGACUCUCAAAAUCUUGAACGUGUUCAUCUAGAAUUCUCCUUGUUUGACAUUCCUAAAGGAGAUAAAGGAGACUGUAGCGAUGGUUACUUGAAAAUUUAUUUGAAAGGACAAGAAACCACUGAUUCCUAUGAUAAGUUUGAUCAUGAACUUUGUGGAGAGGACACAAAAACCAGCUCUGUUGUGUCAGAUGGACCUCGCUUAGUCAUGAUAUUUAGCAGUGGAGAGUUACAGGGUAGAGGCUUCAAAGCUCAAUAUAUAUUUGAAACUGAAUAUCGUGUUCCAGGCACAGCAGCCCCUGAUGGAAGCUGUGCUUUUUCAUAUCAGAGUGCUAGUAAAAAACGUGGAGAGUUCAACUCACCUCGCUUUCCUGGAAAUUAUCCUAGUAGUACAAAUUGUACUUACACUUUUAUAACGUCAAUAAAUGAACAAGUUGUUAUAAUUUUUGAACAAUUUAAAGUUCGUGCUGACUCAGCAAACACAUCUGUAGCUCAGUAUGGGUUUGACAAUUGUCAUGAAGAUUGGGUAGAAAUUUCAAAUUUGUAUCGGGACGGUGGAGUGCAUCUAAUAGGAAGGUAUUGUGGCGCAACCUCUCCGGGCCCAAUUGAAUCAAGUUUAGGAGCUGUAGGAUUGAGGAUAUUCCUUCGAACUGAUGCUGAAGGAGUCUAUAGUGGCUUUAAAGCAAGAUAUGCUUUUGAGCCUGCUAAACCGAUGUUUGGAGAUUGCGGGCAGAAUUUAAGCAGCAGCGAUUAUGGUGUAAUUACCAGUCCUAAUUUUCCCACAAAGUAUAGCGGGCCUCAAAAAGGGGGAUCAAGGUCUGUGUGUAGUUGGUUCAUCACAGUGCGACCUAACCAUAGAAUCCUACUUAAUUUUGAUUUUUUCUUCAUUGAAGGAGAUCCGCCCACUCGAGGUUGCUCCGCUGCUGUUAUCAGAUUGUGGCAUACGCUAAGUGGCCUUCCAUUAGAAUUUUGUGGAGAGAAACCCCCUAAAGACAAUUGGCAGUAUCUCUCUGAUGGAAAUGUAAUGAAACUGAGCUUUGUCGUUGCAGACAAAUCUGUAGGUGGAGAGGGAUUUCGCGCUGUUUGGACGGAAGUAGCAGUAGCACCUAAAACUUGCAGUGAAUUUAAAUGUGCCAAAAAUAGCUACUGCAUUGCGGAUAAUCUUCGCUGUAAUAGUGUUGCCAAUUGUGGGGCAGAUGACAGUUCUGAUGAAGCUAAUUGUUAUGUUGAAACUCCGGUUGACUGGUUGUUGAUAUCGGUACUAGGUGGAGCUGGUAUCUCUGCUAUUAUCAUGCUGAUGCUCUGCGUUUGUUGCCAAAGGAAACACAGACAUAGACAACGAAGACAUCAUUUGACAAGGUUGCACAGCGCGAGUCCAGGCUCACUUCGCUCCUUAGCCGGACAACAGCAUUACUGUGACGAAAUUGGCCAGCGGUAUGCUAGUGUUAAUAGUGUUUGACCUUUGGAAUAUUUCUAAUGAAAGUCUCAUGAUUGGUCAUAACCUGAAUAAGAGAAUAGAUACGAGUAUUCUCAGUUGAAGAAGAGAAAUGUCUUCAAACCCUUUUACCUUAAAAUCAAGACAUCUUUUAAAAGAAUAGGUACUACAAUUGAGUAGCCUCUAAAAAGUCACUUUUAAUUAUAAUGGUUGUAUUUUUGCAGCUACCUUAGUAACAAAUCUCAAGUCUUCCAAAAAUAAAAUAUUUUACACCGUGUAAAAAUUUAAAAAGCUAAUGAAAAUUUUGAAAACGAAUUUCUCCUUUCAUGAUGAGGAACAAUACCGUGAAACGCUCAGAGUUUGUACUUCUGUUCCACCAUAUUUUUUUAUCUUUUAACAUGUUUUGCUUCAAGGAACGCACUUAUUUUCUAGUAAAAUCUAAAAUUCCCUAUACUUUGAACAGCAGAUCAUGGUAUUGUCGGAAUUGACCUCAGUUUUGUGACCUUCAUCCUCACAGUUCACUUGAUUGUAGUAUGCCUGCAAAUUUCUAUUCUCAUUAAGAGAGCUGUUUAAUGUUCAGUGUUGAACAGCUUUUUGGCAGAGGAAUAAAUCUGAUUAGUUAUACAUAAAAAAAAAAAAAAAAAAAAAAAAAAAAAAAAAAAACUAGGAAAUACACUGUACAACAAAAUUAAUUUUUAAAAUUGCCUAGCAGGGUCUUUAAAGGUAGUGGAGGAUAGGAUACUGUAAGGGGAGCCAACAAUGCGCUCUGCAAGGGCCUAAAGGCAUAGAUCACCCUUGAAUGGACACCUGAAUACAAGUCUAAUUUUUUUUUUCCUCAUAUGUUUUAAAAAGGAAUUCCUACACCUAUUCUUUGAAACUACGCAAGUAUUUCUAGAAACAUUUUGAGAACCUUUAGUUUGAAGGAUUUAAGUUUUAUUCCUUUGUGAAAACAUAUUGAAGCAACUGAUUUAAGUAGCCAUAUGAAUGAAAUUUUGAUACCUUUCCAGCCUAUUACUAAACUGGAAAUAAUGAUCCAUAUAAAAUUAUUUCUCAAGGAGGCAAAAAUCCAAAAAAUUCUGCACUCCUGAAGGAAAUCAGUUGGCAAGAGGAGAGACUCUUACCUAGUUGUUAUGGAUACAUUUUUGGACUCUGAAAAUCCCUUGAAAGUCUGUCGGGGUCGAAUUAAUUGGAAUGGGCAUUAGAGAUUUCCUUGCUUAUCUCAUAAAGAUUCUUAAAUUUUCUAGAUAAAAAUUGAUACAGUGUAAUUUUUUCCGGUAUGCAUGGUAGCACAAUUUAAGUGCGCACCUCGAGCGCAAUUUAUUUAUUUAUUUUUUUUUUUUAAAUUUUCGCUUUUGAAAAAUUAUUCCAAAAUAUUAUGAUGACUAUCAGUGAUUGCAAUGGGCUUGUUGCAAAUUCUUGCUAGUUGUUUCUAUAUAACAUAUAACAGUUGUUUCUAACAGUAAAUGUCUCAAAAAUCAUGAUGAGCGCAUCGGCAAAGUUUGAAAUACACUCCUAACUUCACAAUCUGUGUAAGAAAUUUGCGCCUCUUUGAGCUUUCUGCUUCACAAACGAUACUACGGCACAGGUAAACAAUUCGUUAGAGGUGUUGCUCACUCCAACCCCUGUGCACUAGAAUACUACACAAUAUUCAACAUGGCCGACACCAAUCCGCCAAUACACAUGCACCUGGACAAGACUCUAACCAUUUGUUUACAACCCAGCGUGUUUACAUUCACGGUUUCUUCGCGUCGAUAAAGAUCCGCUUUGGUUGCCCUUGUGCUUCAGACUGCAAUUUGCGCGUGGAAACGUCGGCUAUGUUCAGUAUUGUUGUUGCAAAAGGGUUGAAUGGAACGUCUCCUCUAACAGAAUGUUCACCUGUGCCGUUGUAUCGUUUUCGAAGCAGAAAGCUAAAAUAAAGGCAAAUUUCUUACGCAGAUUCUAAAGUUAGGAGUGCAUUUCAAACUUUGCCAAUGAGCUCAUCGUCAUUUUUGAGACGUUUACUGAUUGAGACAACUGUUAUUUUUGCUCUAGCAAAAGUUUGCCACAGGCCCAUUGCAAUGAGUAAAAAAAAAGUAUCAACUGUCAAGAGUAAAUUUUGGACCAAUGCACAAUAGUGCCAUCUUGAAGUAAAAAUCUUACAAAUUUUUCCUCGAAAAUGUCCAACUCACCAGACCUGCAUCGUUUAGCCCACGUUUAAGUGGAAUUUCAAAGUUCACGAGGAUUGAAUUUUUAAAAUGAGGCAUCACUCCAGUGAAAAUAAUUUUUUGUGUGUGAAGUUUAUGGCACAUUUUUAGGUUUGAAAGCUUUGGCACUAGCAUUGUAACACUUCUGACUUGAUUAGAUGCUGAGAUGGAACAUUUCAUCAUGAAAAAUAAGAAUUUGAAAUCUCAAGGCUGAAAUUUCACAUGAAAUUUUAUAUUAUUAUUCUGUAAAAUUUCAGGGUAUUUUCAUGAAAUUUUAGAAACUUUUUAAAAUUUCAAGUGCGAUCUCAAGAUGCCUUUUGUCCAUCUUGCCAGAACCCAAUGCAGAUGCAUGUAACAAACACACUAAUCCCCUACUGUUUGUUCUAAACAUUUAGUGACUUUUUUUUAGAGUUGAAGUUAAAUUAAAAAUAUAAAAUCGUGUUCUCCUCUUUCCCUUGAUGACAGGUUAGUGGUAGUAUUUUGUAAAGAGAGGCAAGAAAUGGCUUCUUUGUAGAUUUAAAGCCAUUCUGUGCUAUUUAGAGUUUUACGAGGAAAUUUUGAAAGAUUAAAAAGAAUUUAGUGAACUCUUGGAAAAAUCUUAGAUCUACUGAAACUCAGAGUUUCCUUUGAAAAGAGCUUACCUAAGUUAAAAUUCAGACUUUUCUGGAUUUUUUUCUGUUGUAAAACAGAGCCACUGAGCACUUUGUAUUCAUUGUGGCCAAACUGUUAUUGUGUGGAAAGAUUAGGUCCUUGAUAUUAUUACCUUAUCAGAAUUUUGGGAACGAAAUCUGACAUGGCAUAUUCAUCUUUUUAAUCCAAUCAACGGACUUUAUGUGUCACUUUUGAGGCAAGUAAACCGUCUUACCUGGUUUGAGUUUUACGAUGCUACUGCAAAACAUAAUAAUACCCAAAAAUUGUGAUGGCUCCCCAAUUCUUCGAAGGUUCUGAUCAUUACCUACUUUUACGGUUUAAUCAAGUGACACGCCCUGAAAUCAUUUUCAAUGUUCAUAUUAUUUCAGUAUUGCAUAUUAAAUCUUUUGAAAUUAGGAGUAGAUUUAAAACAUCAAUAAGAAAGAACUUCCUCAACUCUUCUUGGUUUUGAUAUAAGUUCUUUCUUUGAAAUUUGCUCACAUCACUUAAAAGUAGUUUGAAUUCCAAAAAUAUUGUACAGGUACCUACAUUUUUGUACAAUAGCAUUUACAUAAUUAUAUUGUAUUAUCGUGAUGAUCAUUACCUAUUAUUAUUCCCAUACAUUACUGUUGUUUGUACACUGUACAGUAGGACUCAUUGAGACCUUUAGUCAUUCAGGAAUUUUCUUGUUUUAAAUUUUUUUUAUUUCAUGCAAUGCUGUUGGAAAAUUAAAAUUGUGAUAAUCAUUGUACAAUCUCAUCCUAGUUAUUUGCACUGAGAGCCAAGUGUCCCUGAAUGAACUCAUAAAAUUUUCAGAGAAGUGCAUCCCUCUAAUUUUUUCUUUUUUUAAUUUAAAUUCAUUUUUUAGAGACUCAUAAUCUACUCAACAAGUGUAUCAUUAUAUGUACUCAUUCAUUGAUACUUUACAGAAUUGUAAGUACGUAAUGUUACACUGUUUUAUACGUGUAAUGCACCCUUUUAACUCACAAAAUUUGUCUUAAAUUUGUGCUGCCACCAGUUCACAAAUAUUGCAACAAGAAACAACCUACAAAUCUUUGGGUGCUGCUUUGUUAGGAGUGGAUGUACUAAAUAAUAAUAUGCCUCCCUGCUGCAUAGCAGCAUUAACCUGACAUCUGCACUUUUGAAUUCUUUCUGCACCAUGUAUGACAACUAAUUAAUCUACUGAAACAUGAGUCUUUUUAUCAUGUUGCUGAUUUCACGAUGAGAAUAAGUGCAAAAAUCAAUCCUUGAAUGGUUGUAGUAUCAUCGCAAGAUGAUAGAUAGCGGAACUCACCUUAAAAAACUGUAGAUAAUACGGUGCAGCAAAUACUUAAAACGGGACUAAUAUGACUUAUCAUUGAUAACGGUUUUUAUCCACCGAUAACAAAGCUAGCAAACAUAAUAUUAAUGAAUGGUGCUUAUAAUGCAGAAAAAAAUGUAUUUGAAGGAAAGGAUUAUCCAUUAACUACACAUUACUCUUUUUAGACUUACUUUUUUCUGAAUGACAGCUGUGAAAUGCUGAACACCUUCCUCCUCCCCCAAGUGCCUUCGGUAACUUUGGGAUGGCACCAUAAGUGUGUUAGAAACUUUUUUUUUGUUGAAAUGGUUUUCAAGAAAUAGAGAAAAAAAUUUCAGUUUCCCUUCUUAGCUUCACAGGAAUGGUGGUGUCCACCCUUUUCAUACACUAAGAGUCAAAAAAUGAGAGAAAAAAAAACAGUGAAUACUGAAGUGGGAUAUCAUCCUAUGAGCCCAAAACGAACUAAGGAGUGGUUUUAAUGUUUGUUUGAAAUAGAUCAUCAUCGUCAUGUGAAAUCUGUAUUGAUUUAAUUAACGAAAGAUGAAUAGAUUCUCACAAUGGAUGCUUUCAUUUUAAUUCAUCAUCGGUGUGGAAAAUAGGGUCUUACAGAAUGUGAGUUCGAUGAUUCUUUAUCUUAUUACUAUUGUACAGUUAGAGAAAAUCGUUUUGAAGGCUCCUUGGGAAAGGAGUUAUGCCAGUUAAAAUUUUGUUGUUUUGAAACAUGGCAUAUCACAUUUUAUAAUUCAGGCCACUUUGAUUGAUUAUGUCCAACACAUUUCAUUUGCAGUUUCAUAUUUUAUCAGCCGAGAUCCAUUCAAAGCCAAGAAUUAUUUUUCUGUUGAAGAGAGGUGAUCAGAAUAGUCAGACUUAAUAGGAGCAGAUUAAAAAGAGCGUUUUAGAAGAAAAGAAAUAGCAAGUUUUUGAACCACACGAUUCAAUCCUUGACAUCCCUCAUACCAAUUCAGAGUGUUUGAGCAUGAAAAAAAAAAAAAAAUUAUGCAGCCGCUAACAACGCUCAUGAGGGAAUAUUAAGUCCAUAAAAUUGCCAAAUCCAAGUACCAUCAGUGGAGACAUCUUUCUACGGUAAAAACUUAUAAUCUUAAAAUGCAAUUAAUUCAGAUCUGCUGCUUCUAAUCUACCGACAGAGGAAAAAUCAUCAAACGAAGUACUGUAGAAUAAUGUCACAGCAUAGAGUGUUUAAAAAAGUCAAAGUAAAGCGCUUAAUUAAAGUCAGGCUGCGUUUAACAUUGCUUUGCUCUCAAUGAUGCCUAGCAGCGAGAAGUUACCCCCCUUCCUCCCCCAAACAGUUGUCAACUGAAAUAAUUUUACUGCUGAUUUCCUUUCAUUUUUAGCCUUUUGACUUAAUUACUUUGUGCAUUUGAUCACUUUAAAGUAUCCUGCCAUAACUUCUUGAUAUUAUUUUGGAAUGUAAAAUGGCCGAAAUUUAAUUUUCCUGCAAACAAGCAUGAAAAUUCAAUAGAAUAAUUUUUAGGAUAACCUGUAAACUUGCCUUUUUGUACUGUUUUAGAAUGUUCCAUCCUUGCAUGUUCUUUACAAACCUUUCAUGCAGAUGAACUUUCUAAUUGAAGAAACAAGUAAUUAAUUAAUGAACUAACUCUAGUGGGCCAGUAAGAGCUUCUAAAUUUCUUUAAACAUAUACUCUGAAAACAGCACAUCCACACAGAGAUUUUACAACAUGUGGUCAGUGCCAGUGUCAAUUUUACAGUCAUGUGGUGUGCCAUCUUGCAGAUGUGAUGUCGUCAAGUCCUCACAAAAAAUGUUUCUGAUUUCUUGAUAAAAACCAAGAGAUACUUGAAGCAAAGUAUAUUAAAAUUUUAGAUUGGUCGGAUGAAAGUACAUACAGAAUAUAUGAUUUGUGAACAAAAUGACAUAGUAUAAUAGAGCAACAUAAAAUUUACUGAUUAAAAUAAUUAAUUUUCAGGAUUCUUUUCUGACUUCUGAUCAACAAGCCUGUUCUUUGAUCUGACUCCUAGGUACAAAGUUCAAAAUGACAAAGACCUUUUAGUGUCUCAAUGGCUCAUUGAAAGUUUCUUAGAACAUACUCUUAGUAUUUUCCAGGGAAUUUAACAUUUACCUGCACUUACCUAGAGAAUGCUUCUGAAAUAUUUAUACGAGCAUUCUCUAAAAGUAGGAAAAGAAAUCUUCCAGAACUGUUAUCAUUUCCUAAUACAAUACUCUAGAUUAUGUCCUCAGAAUAUUCCAUUGUUUGUAUGGCUCUUGUGCUCUGAAAUUAUGUUUGUUUUUCAUUAUACUUAUACUGUAAAGGAGGAAAAAAUUGUUCUCACUAACUUCUGAGAAUACUCCACUAAGUAAUUGCAGGGUUCCUGUGCUCUAAGUUCCUGUCACUUAAAUAUGCUGAAUGACCAAUUAUGUAUGUAUGUAUGUAUGUAUGUAAGUAAGUACCUACCAUUAAAAGAAGGCAAAAUAAGAUGAAACUCUCGAUUUUUCUAAGAUUUUUAUCUUUGCAAGUUAAUAAUGUAAUGAACCAUUAUUGACCUCAGUAUCUAAUGUGAAAUUUUUUUUGUUAUGAUGCUCAAUUCUUGAAUACCUAAGUACAUUGUCGAAUAUUUGUAUCACCUAUUUUAUUACUGUAUUUUAGUUAAUUAUUAUUUAAAAAGUAAAAUAAGUGAAAAUGUUUCCAUAAAUUUGUAAUUAAGUCUACAACUCGAGAACUUAUUAAUGAUUUUAGAAUUUUUUACCUUUGUGAAAGUUUAUGAAACACAGUCUACAUUGGAAAGACUUAAGCUAAUUUUCUUUAUACAUAGGUGACCGCAGGCAAGAUGUUAUGUACUAUUCAAUUCUUUCCCUUUCCAAGCCUUUCUCCCUUUUUUCAUUUUUUAUUUUCAUGUUUUGUUUAAUUAAAUUUCCUAAUCAGAAUUUCAUUGAGUAGGUAGGUCAUAAGUACUUUAAAUGUUUCUAAGUAUUUUUUUAGUUUCUUAAUACUUUUGCCCUAGCAGCAGAAUGGUGUUCCAUUAUUGAAACCAAGAAUAUAUCACUCUCAAGUUGUUUACCUUCUGUGAUUCAAGGCACUUUGAUAGUGCUAAGUGCCACCAACCACUGUUAAAUUAAGCUCAUGUGUAUUAGUUUUAUGGAACGCAAUAAAUGGUGAAAAUUAC